Penicillium soppii is the source of this 399-nucleotide messenger RNA. RefSeq lists its product as uncharacterized. Bases 1 to 399 code for a protein of 132 amino acids. The transcript has 3 exons. NCBI's taxonomy places the organism in Eukaryota, Fungi, Ascomycota, Eurotiomycetes, Eurotiales, Aspergillaceae. The record is from RefSeq and is a predicted model, not a curated record.
AUGUACUGGAUAGAGGAAAGGGGUCUUGACCUUCCUCUACAAUUUAGGAGGGAUAUUACACUAGUCCUUAAUCAACUUAAGAAGCUAGUAAAAUCAAUGGCUAUAGAAUACGACCUGAAUAAGACUGCUAAGGAACAGCCGCUAUUUAGCAUUAACGAGGUAUUCGUUAUCACGUAUUGUUUGGUGGCCGCUUACGAUAUAGCCUUUCCUACAGCCCGGGUUCUUUUCCAAUUAAACACCCUACGGAAAAUGAUAGUAUUAACCUCAGCCCGACCUAGGAUUCUUAUACUAUCUUCCUAUUACGAGAAAGAACACGAUGCGCUAAAGUGGAAAGAUAUUAACCUGCCUAUAUUCACUUAUACCGAAAGAGAUGAUAAUCUAGGACUCUAUAUUAUUUAG